AUGCACCUCCAAACCCUCCUCCUCUCCCUAACUCUAACCUUCACCAUCCAAACAACCGCAACACCACUUCCCUUCUCCCUCUUCACACACAGUGCCGCCCUAACAGAAUCCCAACUCCUCGCCAUCGCCCCAACAUCAAAAUCCUGCACUAAAGCCCCAGCAAAAGGCGAAUGCGCCACAGCAAAACAAGCAGCAAAGUUCAUUUCCAAAUCUUUCGACAAAUACAAAGUAACCUCUCAGGCUGAGCAAGCUGCCAUCAUCAGUCUUAUGGCGUUUGAAAGUGAGGAUUUCAAGUAUAACAAGAAUCAUUUCCCCGGUGUUGCCGGACAGGGCAGUACGUACCGAAUCUUCCCUAGCCCUAACUCUUUCCCAUGCAACAUUGAAAUCCCAUGCAAUAACACCCAUUUUCCCUACAUGCAUGCUGACCAUGUUACUCCAGCACGCAACAUGCAAUCACCAUCCUUCAACAAAAAAUACGCAUCCUCUCUACCUGAAAUAAAAGACAAACUCCCCGGCGUUAGCAACAGCCCGGGAGAUCUACUUGAUCUCCUCCGCAGCGAUGCUGCUACGGACUUUGGCUCGGGUGCUUGGUUCCUUACUACGCAGUGCUCCAAGAGCGUGCGGAAUGCGCUUGCACAUGGCUCUGAGACGGGGUGGCAGAGGUUUAUCUCGGAUUGCGUGGGGACUUCUGUUACUGAUGAGCGGAGGGAUUAUUGGGAGAGGGCUAUUGAGGCGAUUGGUGUUUAG
Molecule: messenger RNA, 747 nt
Organism: Penicillium vulpinum
Lineage: Eukaryota; Fungi; Ascomycota; Eurotiomycetes; Eurotiales; Aspergillaceae
Exons: 1
Coding region: 1-747 (248 amino acids)
Source: RefSeq, a predicted model, not a curated record